Messenger RNA from Heterobasidion irregulare TC 32-1, 734 nucleotides. RefSeq lists its product as uncharacterized. Lineage: Eukaryota; Fungi; Basidiomycota; Agaricomycetes; Russulales; Bondarzewiaceae. The transcript is spliced from 4 exons. The record is from RefSeq and is a predicted model, not a curated record. The annotation marks the transcript as partial.
GUUGAGGACUGGAGGCAUCUCUAUGGAAUGAGCCCUAUCAAGCCGGGUAGCGUCCGUGCUCUAGAUAAAGUGCCACCAACACUUCAGCCCCUGGCAGAUGGUCCCCACCGCUGGCUGUUUGAACGAAAACGCCAGGUUGGGUAUGACGGAAGAGCUGGGCUAAGCAUUAAUAGCGUGGUCGAAGUGAUACAAUCACACGACAUACACGAAAUGCAACCUCUCGAGGUCCCGGAGGAUUGGAAGAACGCUGUCUCAAACGAGACUCUGAAACCUACGAUUGCGCUGUUACAGAGGUCGCUGUGCCAGUAUGUAGACAAUGGGCACAGUGCGUGGCCCAGCUUCCCUGUGCUAUUGUAUAGACCGAGGUCCUAUUUUGCGACCAUACCUUAUCCAAAGCCAAAUACGACUCUGCACGAGUUGCGGGAUCCGCACAUGACUUUGUACAGCGUCGAGUGGACCAUCUUCAAGAUUUUGUGCAAGGCAAAUAGUCGUGUUACUGGAUACAUCACUCUCGAUUCUAUACUUUUCUACGAUGCUCUAUUACCUGCUAUCUGUCAUCAAAUUCGAGGCUGCAGAGUACUGAGAUCCACUCCUAUCACCUUUCCAUCUUACUCUGCCGACUAUGGCUCUUCGACUUGCCUAGAUUUCAUCUGUCAACCGUCCAGCAAUAACCUUCCCAAUGGCCUGCCUGGUGAAUAUGUACCGGUCCUUUUUGCCGCUCAUCAUGUGGACAC